AUGGAAGAGACCAACAAAUCUGAGGCCCACUUGACAUCAGCAGCAGCUUUUGUGGAGGGUGGAAUCCAGGAAGCCUGUGAUGAUGCUUGCAGUAUAUGCCUUGAGGCCUUCUGUGACAGUGAUCCUUCUACGCUGACCGGUUGCAAGCAUGAAUUUCAUCUUCAAUGCAUUCUUGAGUGGUGUCAGAGAAGCUCCCAAUGCCCUAUGUGCUGGCAACCCAUCAGCUUGAAGGAUCCCACCAGCCAGGAACUUCUAGAGGGAGUAGAACGGGAGAGAAGUAUUAGGUCUAAUCCACCUCGAAAUACCACAAUAUUUCAUCAUCCAACUCUUGGAGAUUUUGAAUUGCAACAUUUACCUGUGGGUGUAAAUGAUGCUGAACUUGAAGAACGUAUAAUCCAGCACUUAGCUGCGGCUGCUGCAAUGGGUCGGGCACGCCACGUUGCCAGAAGGGAGGGCCAAAGGAAUAGGUCAUCAACUCAAGGGCGCCCACAGUUCCUGGUCUUCUCCACCCAUCCUAAUGCACCUUCUGCUGCUUCUUCCUCCCCUGAUCAGAUGGGAGAAGGUGAACCAGCUCCUUCAAUUUCAGUAACUUUUCCUUCGCCUCCUCUGAAUACGGGAGAAGAAUCUUCUCAAGUGACCACUCCAGUACCUUCUUCACAAUCUGGUCCUGUUUCUGCCUCAGCGUCUGGAACUAAUGUUCCGGCUCCCAAUCAACAUGGAUCUUCCAUUAGCAAUAGGGGGUCCCCUAGUCAGUCAUCCCCGAGUACCCAAGAUAGAGCUGGACCAUCAGACUUGCAAUCAUUUUCAGAUUCUCUGAAGAAUCGAUUUAAUGCAGUGUCAACGAGAUACAAAGAGUCAAUUUCAAAGAGCACAAGAGGUUGGAAAGAGAGAUUGUUCUCUCGUAACGCUGCCAUGGCAGAUCUUGGUUCUGAAGUUAAAAGAGAAGUUAAUGCCGGCUUUGCAACUGUAUCACGCAUGAUGGAGCGUCUGGAAACGAGAGACGAAAGUAGAAUUAAUGAUCCUUGUGUGUCAAAUAGUUUAGAUAGUUCGGUUCCUCAAUCAGACAAUCAGCAGAUAUCAGAAAAUGGUGAUGAAAAUUCUUUAAACAACCACAAUAAACCAGCUGUGUGCGCUGCAGGUUCUAGCUCAAAUUAG
Molecule: messenger RNA, 1155 nt
Organism: Prunus armeniaca (apricot)
Lineage: Eukaryota; Viridiplantae; Streptophyta; Magnoliopsida; Rosales; Rosaceae
Source: the annotation of a GenBank genome assembly